Molecule: messenger RNA, 958 nt
Organism: Vigna unguiculata (cowpea)
Lineage: Eukaryota; Viridiplantae; Streptophyta; Magnoliopsida; Fabales; Fabaceae
Gene: OEP16-3
Product: Mitochondrial import inner membrane translocase subunit Tim17/Tim22/Tim23 family protein
Biological process (GO): protein insertion into mitochondrial inner membrane
Cellular component (GO): chloroplast; TIM22 mitochondrial import inner membrane insertion complex
Source: RefSeq, a predicted model, not a curated record
GUUCUCGGAGGUAACUAUUUAUCUUCUCACCGCUAACCCUUUCUUUUUCUCUUCAUCAAUAUCGCAUUUGUGCCCCAAUUUCUCUUCUAUUACUUCGUUCAUUCCUUCUUCACACAUCUGUUUAGGGUUUCCAUCUGAUUUCCUUUCCAAGUAGCGCACAUCCUCGAUCUGAAUUGUGUAGAGAAAAUCAUGGUGGACGCAGCAGAACGUAGGUACUUGGAGGAUGAGGAUACCCCACUCAUGAAAACUAUCAAGGGUGCAACAACUGGUUUGGUUGCUGGCACUAUCUGGGGUACUGUGGUUGCCACCUGGUAUGAUGUCCCUCGUGUUGAGAGAAAUGUUGCCCUUCCAGGGCUGAUUAGGACUUUCAAGAUGAUGGGCAACUAUGGUUUGACCUUUGCUGCCAUAGGAGGAGUCUACAUAGGUGUGGAGCAGUUGGUGCAGCAUUAUAGGAUGAAGAGGGAUCUAGUCAAUGGAGCUGUUGGCGGAUUUGUUGCUGGUGCAACUAUUCUGGGUUACAAAGGAAGGAGCAUCAAAACUGCACUCUCUGCCGGAUCGGCAUUGGCAUUCACAUCUGCAUAUAUUGAUUUGGGUGGUCAAACAUUAAAACAUGACGAGGGGAAGGAGUAUGCCGCUUACACAACAAAGAAAAGAACCAGCGGUGAUGAGUAAUUAUUAAUUUAUGCACUUUUAUGACCGAAGACGUUUCAAAUUAAUAGGAAAGAGUGGAUCACUCUUUUGUAGACCCCUCUGUUUGUUGAAUUGGAAUUUCAUACUUCGCAGUUUUUUCCAUAUUGCUGAACCGGUUGAAUUCCAAUAAAUGUCCUAUUCUGCUCUCCGUAAAACCACUAAUUAUCAGAGGUUCUUCCUUGAAGAUAGUUUUGAGAUUCUCAAUACAAUGACAUUCGGAGAUGAUAUUUUUAAAUUUGUAUUUAAUUGUAUUUCAAAUGUUGUUGAA